AUGGCUCAGUGCUCUAGAUGCUUGAUCCCAUGGACAGCAAACGAGGGAACCUACUUAAUGGAGGUUGACAGAGUCUUGAGACCAGGAGGUUACUGGGUCUUUUCAGGACCUCCCAUCAACUGGAAAACCUAUUACAAGACGUGGAACCGUACUAAAGCAGACCUCAGAGCCGAGCAAAAGAGAAUAGAAGACAUCGCAGAGUCUUUAUGCUGGGAGAAGAAGUACGAGAAGGGAGACACUGCCAUUUUCAGAAAGAAGAUAAAUGAUAGAAAAGACACUGAUGAUGUCUGGUACAAGGAGAUUGAAACUUGUGUAACACCGUUCCCUAAAGUAUCAAGUGAAGAAGAAGUCGCUGGAGGGAAGCUGAAGAAGUUCCCUGAGAGGCUAUUGGCAGUGCCUCCGAGUGUGUCUAAAGGUUUGGUUAGUGGAGUUGAUGCGGAAGCAUACCAAGAAGAUAUUAAACUGUGGAAGAAGCGUAUGGAAAGGUACAAGAGUAUGAAUAGUUUGAUUGGUUUGACUAGGUACCGUAACGUGAUGGAUAUGAAUGCUGGUCUUGCUAUUAUAGCUGUUCUUGGAUCUAUUAUUCUUCCUUAUCCUCCAAGAGCCUUUGAUAUGGCUCAGUGCUCUAGAUGCUUGAUCCCAUGGACUGCAAAUGAGGGAACCUACUUAAUGGAGGUUGACAGAGUCUUGAGACCAAGAGGUUACUGGGUCUUUUCAGGACCUCCCAUCAACUGGAAAACCUAUUACAAGACGUGGAACCGUACUAAAGCAGACCUCAGAGCCGAGCAAAAGAGAAUAGAAGACAUCGCAGAGUCUUUAUGCUGGGAGAAGAAGUACGAGAAGGGAGACACUGCCAUUUUCAGAAAGAAGAUAAAUGAUAGAAAAGACACUGAUGAUGUCUGGUACAAGGAGAUUGAAACUUGUGUAACACCGUUCCCUAAAGUAUCAAGUGAAGAAGAAGUCGCUGGAGGGAAGCUGAAGAAGUUCCCUGAGAGGCUAUUGGCAGUGCCUCCGAGUGUGUCUAAAGGUUUGGUUAGUGGAGUUGAUGCGGAAGCGUACCAAGAAGAUAUUAAACUGUGGAAGAAGCGUGUGGCAAGGUACAAGAGUAUCAAUAGUUUGAUUGGUUUAACUAGGUACCGUAACGUGAUGGAUAUGAAUGCUGGUCUUGGUUGUUCUUCAUGA
Eruca vesicaria subsp. sativa (arugula) is the source of this 1182-nucleotide messenger RNA. NCBI's taxonomy places the organism in Eukaryota, Viridiplantae, Streptophyta, Magnoliopsida, Brassicales, Brassicaceae. The record is from the annotation of a GenBank genome assembly.